Molecule: messenger RNA, 1684 nt
Organism: Acanthisitta chloris (rifleman)
Lineage: Eukaryota; Metazoa; Chordata; Aves; Passeriformes; Acanthisittidae
Gene: DLGAP4
Product: discs, large (Drosophila) homolog-associated protein 4
Exons: 7
Coding region: 675-1526 (283 amino acids)
Biological process (GO): signaling
Cellular component (GO): postsynaptic specialization; glutamatergic synapse
Molecular function (GO): molecular adaptor activity
Source: RefSeq, a predicted model, not a curated record
CCAUCACCUUCAUCCAGACACUGAAACUUGUCAACUGAUGGGACAAAGAGCUGAGACACUUGGCUGUACUAGGACACAAAAACAUAGGUUUUAGGCAAAGAAUAUUUCCCCACCGUGGAGACUGACACCUGCCAAACCCUGUAACAUUCUUGGGAGGCUUUUCUAUCCCUCUUCUCCAUUUCCAGAUUUUCACACAUCAUGGUUCAUCAUGCCUAGUGGCAUAUAAAAAGACUCCACCUCCUGUCCCACCUCGGACCACAUCCAAGCCGUUCAUCUCUGUCACUGUGCAGAGCAGCACUGAGUCGGCGCAGGACACCUACCUGGACAGCCAGGACCACAAGAGCGAGGUGACCAGCCAGUCGGGGCUCAGCAACUCCUCGGACAGCUUGGACAGCACCAGGACACCCAGCGUGACCCGGGGGAGCGUCGUCACUCCAGCCAGAGACACCCCAGAGUUACCUCAGAAAAAUGCCACUUUGAAAAGUGACAAAGGGACUCUGACCAACGAAGAGCCUAAAGUGGAGAACGUCCCCAAAAGAAAGCUGUCGUCUAUAGGAAUACAAGUUGACUGCCUUCAGCCAGUGGCAAAAGAGGAACCUCCUCCACCAGCCACCAAAUUCCAGUCCAUCGGGGUACAGGUAGAGGACGAGUGGCGAAACAGCCACUCUCGCAGCAUGUCCUCCAAACAGGACACAGACUCUGACACACAGGAGCCCAAUAACUCUAGCUGUAAAUCAUCUGAGAGAAGCCUCGCUGAGUGCCCCCAGCACAACAACUCCGUCGGUGUUGAUGCCAGCACCAGGCAACCAGCCAAGCCCUCACAGAUUAAGAGAAACCUCUCCUAUGGAGAAAACAACGACCCAGCCCUGGAGCCUUCUUCUCUCCCUCCUCCUGACCCCUGGCUUGAGACGUCCUCCACCUCGCCCUCGGAGCCGGCGCAGCCGGGGCCCUGCCGGCGGGACGGCUUCUGGUUCCUGAAGCUGCUGCAGGCGGAGACGGAGCGGUUGGAAGGCUGGUGCCGUCAGAUGGACCAGGAGACCAAAGAGAACAAUCUCUCUGAGGAAGUCUUAGGAAAAGUCCUGAGUGCAGUGGGCAGUGCACAGUUACUAAUGUCACAGAAGUUUCAGCAAUUCCACGGCCUCUGUGAACAGAACUUGAACCCUAAUGCCAAUCCCAGACCCACAGCCCAGGACUUGGCUGGAUUUUGGGAUCUCCUCCAGCUGUCCAUUGAAGACAUCAGCAUGAAGUUUGACGAGCUGUACCACCUGAAAGCUAAUAGCUGGCAAUUGACAGAGACACCGGAGAGAAAGGAAGAGAAGAAACCACCCCCUCCAGUGCCAAAGAAGCCAGCCAAGUCCAAAUCGCAGCUGAACCGGGACAAGGCGUCCGACUCGGACAAGCAGCGCCAGGAGGCGCGGAAGCGGCUGAUGGCAGCCAAGCGCGCGGCAUCCGUCCGGCAGAACUCGGCCACGGAAAGCGCCGACAGCAUCGAGAUCUACGUCCCCGAGGCACAGACCCGGCUCUGAGCACAGGGCUUUUUGUAAGUCAUUAAAGAGGAAACAAAAAGGUUCUCUCGACACUAGUGUGAUUUGUUCUGUCUAGAGACAAUGAGCCAUCCUUGAAAAGGGCUCCUGAGUUGGCUUUUUUCUCUCAGCUUUAAGUAAUGAAGAUUUUGACAAAAAAA